Messenger RNA from Penicillium griseofulvum, 1086 nucleotides. RefSeq lists its product as uncharacterized. Lineage: Eukaryota; Fungi; Ascomycota; Eurotiomycetes; Eurotiales; Aspergillaceae. The record is from RefSeq and is a predicted model, not a curated record. The transcript has a single exon. Bases 1 to 1086 code for a protein of 361 amino acids.
AUGCAGCCGAUACCAGCAACCGAUGUAUACUUCACCGUUGACGGCCAAGGCGCUGUCACGGCGAUCAAAAUCAACGACGGGGAAAUUAUACAACGAAAAGUCUUCUCACAAUCUCAGUUGCCACCAGCCUGGGUGAAUGCUCUGCAUGAGAUGAUAGCUAGUAUGGAUGCAAAUCCUAUUGAGCCCCGCAGUAUCUCGUUUCUGCAGCAGCAUAGCAGUCACACUCUCGCAUUCGACCAGACAUGCUUCGCUCCUACAGAUAUGGGACACGGACCAUCAGGCACUUACAUAGAUCAGUUCCUAGAUGCACCUCCAUACCCCACACUCCCCUUGGAAGCCGAGGCGAGGACCGCAGAAUCGGGUGUUGUAUUUCCGUUUGACAUCCCUGCCUUGUCCGAUUCCUGGGAUCUUCCCGAUCCGUUUGACAUGUCUUGUGUUCCUGUGUUGCCCGAAAAUCCCCCAAUUGGUCAAAUUCCAGGAGAACCUAAUACGCAGAGCCCAGGGGCCAGUGUCGGUAGUGAAUCGAGACCUAUGGGACUGAAACGAGCACAAAAGCUUCAUCGAAUGUUGGGUGCGCUGGAGAACCACGAAGUGGCUAGCAAAGAAGAUCAUAACAGACAGAUUGAGGGACUCUACAACGGCCCGCAACUAUUUUCGUGCUCACAGGAUAUGUCGAUGGUCCAGUUCGCUGCAGUUCUUGGUAAACACAGCAGCGUUUCCUCCGCGGUAGGGACAAUUUACGGAUUGCUUAGUUGGAAUAUUUUUGGAUUGGAAGAGGAUCGCCUUGUCAAAAACGACAGGCUCUCACCUUAUAUUGCAGCAAAGCAGGUCCGAUCAAUUGCCUUAGUCACAUCAACUGAUCUCGCUGACCCACAAUACAUACAGAUGAAUCAAAAGAUGACGAGUGCGCUCCGCCGUCGUGGAAAAUCGAGUGAUUGGGCAAGUGAUGGACGCAGGGCGGCAAAGGCAGUAUUCGGUGUCUUGGAAGGUGUCAGUACCAAUGAACAGUCAUUCGCAUUGAUUCUCCUUGCAGGUAGGGUAUCCAUCUCUACAUGUGUUGGCGCCUCUACUUACCUAUUUGCAUAG